AUGAUACUAUUGUCAAUUGCUAUAUUAAAUGUUAUCGAUCUCGUCGGUGGCAAUCAACGAAAUCAUCAUCGCAAUAUCAUUUGUAACAAUGGUAGUUCAAUCGGUGGUCGAUGUAUAUGUAUAAGGGGCUAUAGUGGUACUUACUGCAAUCGUGUCAUGCACUGCAAGUUUAAUAAAUUUCAAUCGAAUGGAAGUUGCGUCGAUUGCUCGGAUGGUUGGAAAGGUAUUAAUUGUGAUCAAAUUCAGUGCAUUCAUGGUGUAUCGGAUGAAAGUGGACAAAAUUGUAUAUGUGAGAUGCCAUAUAGCGGACAAUUCUGCAAAUCCUUAGAGACAUCCGAUGUUUACUUUUAUUACAAUCAAAAGGUUUAUCAAUUUGGACCAAUUGGCGCUUUAUCAAUAUUACCGCUUCUGGUGAUUUUGUUUGGAUGUGAACGAACAGCUCAAUCACGAAGAAUUAAACGUAUCGAAAAGCAUCUCUACGAGCAGAACAUAAUAGUUAAUCGCCAUAAGAUAUCGACAUUUCUCACCAGAAAGACAAAAAUGACCAGUAAUUAA
This is a messenger RNA of Brugia malayi, 555 nucleotides long. RefSeq lists its product as hypothetical. The record is from RefSeq and is a predicted model, not a curated record. The coding region runs from base 1 to 555 and encodes 184 amino acids. Lineage: Eukaryota; Metazoa; Nematoda; Chromadorea; Rhabditida; Onchocercidae. The transcript is spliced from 4 exons.